This is a messenger RNA of Penaeus vannamei (Pacific white shrimp), 1503 nucleotides long. The record is from RefSeq and is a predicted model, not a curated record. Lineage: Eukaryota; Metazoa; Arthropoda; Malacostraca; Decapoda; Penaeidae.
AUGGUCAUUCACUCAUCACGUAUUCAGGCCACAUGCUCCUCUCCUGCCAGCCAGCACACCCAGCGCCAGCAGUACACCCACGCAGCUCGCCGCCACGGACGCCUCGACGGCAGAGCGGCGGCCAAACCCACGCACACAUGGAAUUUAAUGACGUUUACAGCCUGUCACAGCGUGUUCUUCAAGUGUCGAGUAAAUUUCCGUCCGUCGGGGCUGUUUGCUGCCACUGCCGUUGGUGACAUCACCUCCUCGCUCGCGUUGGCUCUUCGUCUCUCCACGCCGCCGCCCCGCCGCCGCCCGGGCCCCCGCCGGCUCCACCCACCGCCAGCCAACCGUCAGCGCCACCACCACCACUUCCCGCCGCGCUCCACCAACCGCCGAUCCACACCGCCCCGCACCGUCAGCGCCGAACCGACCACACUUACCUCUGCCGCCGCUCCACCAACCGCCCGCCAACCGUCAGCGCCACACCACCACUUCCUCUUGCGCGCUCCACAUGUACGCCGCCAUCCGUCAGCGCCACCACCAAUCUCGCUUCCUCUGCCGCCGCUCCACCACCGCCGCCACCGUCAGCGCCACCACCACCGCUUCCUCUGCCGCCGCUCCACCACCGCCGCCACCGUCAGCGCCACCAACACCAACUCCUCUGCCGGCGCUCCAACACCGCCGCCCACCGUCAGCGCCACCACCACCCGCUUCCUCUGCCGCGCUCCAUCACCGCCGCCACCGUCAGCGCCACCAACACGCUUCCUCUGCCGCCGCUUCAAGCGCCCACCACCACCGCUUCCUCUGCCGGCGCUCCAACCCGGCCGCACACCGUCAAGCGCCACCACCCACCGCUUCCUCUGCCCGCCGCUCCAUCAACCGGCCAGCCACGUCAACGCACACCAACCACCAGCCGCCACCACCGCCGCCAUCCAGCGCCACCACCACACACUAUCCUCCCGGCGCUCCAACCACCGCCCAACCGUCAGCGCCACCACCACCACUUCCUCUGCCGGCGCUCCACCACCGCCGCCACCGUCAGCGCCACCGUCAGCGUCAGCGGCCACCCACCACCGCUCCACCACCGCCGCCACCGUCCUCUCGCCGCCGCUCCACACCGCGCCACCGUCCGCCACAACCCACCACUCUCCUCUGCCGGCGCUCCACCACCGCCGCCACCGUCAGCGCCACCACCACCGCUUCCUCUGCCGCCGCUCCACCACCACCACCGCCGCUCCACCACCACCGCCGCCACCGUCACCAUCUCCACCGCCACGUGUCGCCACCGUCCACUUCCUCUGGCGCCUUCCACCACCGCCGCUCUACCUCCGCCGCCAACCGUCUGGCGCCACCGCCUCUACGCCCCGCCGUCAGCGCCACCGCUACCGCCGCGUGCCUCCUUGUCGAAUGGGCCGAGAGGAGGGGGGGGGCGAAUAUUGGCUUGAGCUGGCUUACUUUUCCUUCUUGAUUCCUCAGUGGCUUGUGGAGACCGUGGGAGAGGUGUGGGGCGUGUUGACUUGA